Messenger RNA from Necator americanus (New World hookworm), 2457 nucleotides. RefSeq lists its product as uncharacterized. Gene Ontology annotation, biological process: synaptic vesicle endocytosis; postsynaptic membrane assembly; presynaptic membrane assembly. The transcript is spliced from 13 exons. Gene Ontology annotation, molecular function: neurexin family protein binding; structural constituent of ribosome; signaling receptor activity. NCBI's taxonomy places the organism in Eukaryota, Metazoa, Nematoda, Chromadorea, Rhabditida, Ancylostomatidae. The record is from RefSeq and is a predicted model, not a curated record. Bases 1 to 2457 code for a protein of 818 amino acids. Gene Ontology annotation, cellular component: cytosolic large ribosomal subunit; ribosome; plasma membrane.
AUGAGGAUUAUUUCUGUGUUUCUGGUUACUUACGUUCCAAUACAUGGCCAACUUAUUCCGGAACCGACGAGACCAAUUGAUUUGUGGAACCCGUUCGGUCCAACUUCAACCCCUCGUCCAAAAAACCAAGGCCUUUUGUCGGAUGAAGCUGCAGUGCGAUUAUCAAUCGGUGACGUAAUUGGGAAGAAAAUUUUGCUACAAAACUUGCCAUGGACACCUGCUCAGGACCCUUCAGAGCAACUACCGCCUCAGCGAUCGCAUUUCGAACCAAACCCACUGCCGGCUAGAAACAAUGUGUCGAUAUAUACUUUUCUCGGAGUUCCAUAUGCUGAACCACCAGUUUCUCAACGACGUUUGAAGCCCCCUCAAUUAAUCCGGGAGUUGCCGUCGAAACCGUACAUGGCAUUCCAGUAUGGAGCUACCUGUGCUCAGGAUGUAGAGUAUCGUCCCCAAAUUUUUGUCAACGAUCCCUAUCCGUUUAUUGUCAAUGAAGAUUGCCUUUACUUGAACAUUUUUACUCCGGAUGUGUCGAAGGUGUCUGGCAUGGUCUAUCCUGUACUUGUUUUCUUCCAUGGUGGUAAUUUCCAAACAGGAUCAGCAAACGAUUGGCCAGCUCAUGGUUUGGCGUCGCGUGGUAUGGUCGUUGUGACUGCGAAUUAUCGCCUCGGUGCACUAGGCUUUAUGAGUCUUGGCGAUUCGACGACUGGAAACUAUGGUCUGAUGGACCAACGAUUAGCUUUGCAGUGGGUGCGCGAUCAUAUAUCAUCGUUUGGAGGUGAUCCGCAAGCGGUGACACUGGCUGGACAUGAUGCUGGAGCUGUUUCUGUUGGGAUGCAUAUGCUCUCACCUUUAUCUAAAAGUCUCUUCCGAUCAGCGGCAGUGAUGUCUGGCGCGGAAGUCUCAUAUCAUUCCUACAUUGGGAAGCCAGCGCUGGCGUUCAAUAACACUAUUAAGUUAGGAAGAUAUCUAGGAUGCACACAGUCUGUCGCUUACGAUGUUUGGAAUUGUAUCCUCUCGCGGUCAACAAAUGACAUUGUGCGAGCUACAACCGAUAUUCCUAUUGAAUACAAUCGCUACCUUUUUCUGCCAGCUGUGGAUGGAACGAAUAUCCCUGGAAAUCCGUUGUGGAUUUUAAAUAAUGCUCCUACUGGCUUGUCGGCUAUUCCAAGCUCAGUGCCACUUCUGAUUGGAAUGAAUGCACAAGAUGGCACAGAGGUGAUACUCGAAGAUCGGCUUCUAGGCGAGUUCAACUCUUUCAAUAACGUUGACCAAGAAUACAUGCGGAGUUAUGCAUUGGAAUAUGCGUUUCGCCACAACUACAGUAUGAAUCGAGAGGCGAUUGUGGAGGCGAUUAUCGACCGUUACACCUUCUGGCCUGAUCCGUCGGAUGAAUGGGCUGUUCGUAACGGUUUCAUCCAAUUCGCUACUGAUGCGUACUACACAGCGCCAAUAAGUCUGUCUGCACAUCUACACUCGGCUGCUGGAUCCCGCACCUUUAUGUACGUGAACAACUACAAUCUGUCGAGAACCGGAUUUAUACCAGGGUGGAUGGGAUCAUGUCGGGAAUGCGAUCUCUACCUUCUAUUCGGUUAUCCACAUAUGCCCGACGAUCUUCGUCCGUAUCACUUGCGAGGUGUUAAUUUUACUGAAAUGGAUAGAAACGCCAGUCAACUGUUUUCCAAUAUCUUUCGGCGCUUUGUGUACCACCAAAAUCCGAAUUUUCUGUAUGAUGGCUCUUGGUCUGCCUUGGAACCUCGCCGACACUGGUAUAUCAAUUUCAACUACUCUCAUUGGUCUGAGAUGUCGAUUCCCGGAAAACUUGAAAGAGAUUAUCUUUACACGGAAGUAGCAUUCUGGAACGAGUACCUUCCGGCUCUAGUCAACUAUAUGACCACAACGUUUCCACCAUCGGAGGUGUCCGUUAGACGUCAACUGAUGGUGUUUCAGUGGGUUGUGGCGAUUGUAGUCGCGUUUUUGUUGUUAUUUAUUGUCUUGACGGGGAUAAUGGCACCGCCAAAGACCGUCAAGAAGGGUAAGGUCUCCAAGGCACUAGAUGCAAAGAAGAAGGUGGUAAAAGGACAGCAUACUGUUCACAAGAAGAAAAUCCGCACUUCUGUACACUUUCGCAGGCCGAAGACUUUGAAGACUCCUAGAAUUCCCAGGUAUCCUCGUAAGUCUGCUCCAGCUCGAUGCAAGCUUGAUUCUUUCGCUAUCAUUAAGCACCCACUUACGACUGAGUCAGCUAUGAAGAAGAUUGAGGAUCACAACACACUCGUCUUCAUCGUUGAUGUACGAGCUAACAAACAUCAGAUUCGCGCCGCAGUUAAAAAAUUGUACAAUAUCGAGGUGCAAAAGAUUAACACACUCAUCACCCCUCUUAUGGAAAAGAAGGCGUACAUACGUUUGACAACCGAUUAUGAUGCGUUAGAUUGCGCCAACAAAAUUGGAAUCAUAUAA